AUGGGAUUAGAAGAAUCAGAAUAUGAAGAGGAUCUUGUAACAAAAUAUAUUAUAAAUGUAAAUUAUUCAGAAGCAAUAAACAAAUAUCAUAUUGAAAUUUGGGUUGCAAUUUUCGUUGUUAUCAUUGCAAAUAUAUUAUAUGGUAGAUAUAAAGAAAAUCAAAAGUUGGCUAAUAAAGAUAAACAACCAUUUAGUAAUGAUACCAUUGAGAAAAAUGAUGAAAAUAUUAGAGUUUCAAGAUUAAAAAAACAAGAACAAUUUACAGAGGAAUUAAAAACUUCUCCAAUUCCAACAAAUUCAAUAAACCAAUUUGAUCACAAUUAUCAAAAGAAAAUUGGUAAACCAAAUUCAAUAAAUAAUUCUAAUAAUAAUAAUAGAAAAUAUACUGAAGGUUUAAAUCCAUCAGGACCAGGCACUCGUAUGUCUUUUAAUGUUGGAGAAAGAAGAUAA
Molecule: messenger RNA, 450 nt
Organism: Dictyostelium discoideum AX4
Lineage: Eukaryota; Evosea; Eumycetozoa; Dictyosteliales; Dictyosteliaceae
Exons: 1
Coding region: 1-450 (149 amino acids)
Source: RefSeq, a predicted model, not a curated record